Tinamus guttatus (white-throated tinamou) is the source of this 684-nucleotide messenger RNA. The record is from RefSeq and is a predicted model, not a curated record. Lineage: Eukaryota; Metazoa; Chordata; Aves; Tinamiformes; Tinamidae.
UUCUGCGAGCGCGGGCGCCUCCCCCUGCCCUGCGGCCCCCCUCCCUUGUUUUCCGUUAGGAAUACGGGCGAGAAAAUAAAUGUAUUCACUGGGUGUCGCAAGAGCAAAGGCUAAAUAAGCAAAGGUAACGGCGGCAGCAAGGCGAAGAGAGAACCGCACCGUAUCCUGCUCCCCCGCGCCCAGACCUGCCCUCCUAUUUAUUGGUGAGAUCUGCCUCCCUCCCUGUCCGUGGUGCGGGUGUUUAAUCCCGGGAAAAGUGCAGCCCUCCAGCCAUGGUGGUUUUCAAUGGCUUGCUGAAGAUCAAGAUCUGCGAGGCGGUGAAUCUGAAGCCCACGGCGUGGUCGCUGAGACAUGCGGUGGGUCCCAAGCCACAGACCUUUUUGCUGGACCCUUACAUAGCCCUCAACGUGGACGACUCGCGCAUCGGGCAGACCUCAACCAAGCAAAAGACCAACAGUCCCGCCUGGAAUGAUGAAUUUGUCACCGACGUUUGCAACGGCAGGAAGAUAGAGAUGGCUGUUUUCCACGAUGCCCCCAUCGGGUAUGAUGAUUUUGUAGCUAACUGCACUAUACAGUUUGAGGACUUGCUGCAGAAUGGGAGCCGCCACUUCGAGGACUGGAUUGACUUGGAGCCAGAAGGGAGAGUAUAUGUCAUCAUAGACCUUUCAGGAUCAUCAGGUGAAG